ACCGUGUUAUUGAUAAAACAGAUUUGACCGAACCGAAGGUUCAAUGUUGUAGAUUUUACUUUUUUGUUGAAUUCGGUAAUGCUCUUUAAACCUCAGACAAACGUUUGAAGUUUAAUUAAAGUCAUUCAAUCAAUUUAAUAAUAUGUGUAUUUAGCCGACUUGAUUUCAAAAUUAUGGACUUCAUCAAAAAACUGUAUAGUGACGAGUCAUUUGUAUUUUUUGUUGACAUUGUUAAAGAAAAACCAUUUUCCUCGGUACUGACGCCCGCAACGUUAAUAAUAUUUUGCUACUAUAUUUAUAACUAUAUUAGACGAUUUUAUCCUAUCUAUGUAAAUUGCUGGUUUUGCAAUUCCAACUUCAGCGUACCUUACAAAGAGAGAUCCGAGUAUACUUGUCCACAUUGUGGGCAAUUCAAUGGGUUUAAAGAAGAUGGAAGCUACAGUAAACCGAUUCCCGAGCAACACGAUGUGUCGCGUAACACUAGGAAUUUUGUUUUAUCCCAAGAUGACGUCAAAGGAAGUAAAAAUGGGCUAUGCCAUAAAUGCAAUAUCAUUCAAGAGAUAAAAAUAAAACAACUUGCUUCGUUUACGCCGACCAACGAGAAGUACUUUGACAGGGAAAUAGAAGCGUUCAAAAACAAUUUGGAAAAAUCCCUAAAACUGUGUCACAAGUGUGAGGUGUAUACCAAAAAAAUUUUACACUUCCAAGAAAUACGCUACAAUUUAAAAGCUGCGUCGAAGAAUUCAGAAACUCAAAACGAAAACUCUCCCAAUUGGCCGCUGAUAUGUUCAGUGUGUUUAUCGUUUAUUAUUACAUUAUUGUUGCUCCAUAUUGGUAACUAUGUUGGAGUUUGGGCCAUGAAAUAUUUUGAAGUACCGACAAUUUACAUUGAUUUUAUAACGGUCGAUCGACUGGUGAAUGCAAUGAGCGUAUUUGGCACGUUAAUUCUAAUUUAUCAAAGCAUAACAACGAUGUCGCUGUUAAGCGCAGCUAUCAUGUUGUGCUGGUCUACAUUAGUCGUCGUCAAUGGCUUUCAACUUCUAGAUCGUUUUAAAGCGAGGCUCUUACUAUCCACAUUGAAUAUACUUCUAUCUGUUUACGCUAUGAUAAUAAAAUCGAUGAACAAAUCAAACAAUCAUUCGUCAAGACUACAAUCGUAUAACGAUAAUCGCCUAAGUGCUACGCCAUCAUUUGAUAUGAGUACUAAUGGAUCGUUUAAAAACAGUGACGACUCCGAGAUGAUGGAAGUCGAUUAUGUCGAUGUUACCCCAACCGUAAAAACUUCGGUCAACAAGCACGUGAACAAUUUGUUUCGAGGCAUGAAGCUCAACGAUCGUGGCCACCACUGCGACAACGACGUGAUAAAACCACCUAAGUUGUUUGCACCACCGGCCAAACAAGACAAGUACUCCGGAUACCCGACGUCGUCACCUGGACAGUAUUCUACGUACUCGACUAGGGGUGACUUUGAUUUCGAUACCAGGAGCAUGGUCUCGCAACACAGUUAUCACCCUGCAUACUCGCCGUGUUACCAUCAGGCCGUCGUUGCCCCAUACAACUGUUACACCCCCGUCCAGCACAGUUUUUUGAACACGUCACAGUCGUCAAACACCUCGAACGUGCAAAACGGUUCUGAAUGGCUGAAAAUGCUCAUGUAUUCCGUUCCUGGUAUCAUACUGCUCGCGUUGCAUUGUUACUUGCUGUACGACAUUAAAGACUUUUUGAAACAAAAGUGAGAUUAGAAUAGUUAAAAUAUAAUUUAAUUUGUAUAGAACUUAAAAAGAAAUGUUGUUAAAAAAAGCGACCGUCGACUCUAACAGUCAAAUACUAGUGUAGAUAUUAUACUGUAAUUAUUGUUUAGGAAUUCUUAAUGUAAGACUUUUUUUUUUUUAAUAUUAUUAAUUGUAUACUAUUUGUAAACCUAAGUUUAAGACUGCAUUAUCAUGUGCUUUUUAUGUAUGUGUAUAAAAUAAUAUUUUCGGUAAACCAUUAUAAUAAAACUUAAACAGAAGAGCAAUUUUUUUUCAAUUAAACAAAUUUAAAAAACAUUUGUUUACUUUUAUGUUUUAUAAGCGCGAAAUCAACCAAAAUGAUCUUAUUUCAU
Messenger RNA from Adelges cooleyi (spruce gall adelgid), 2104 nucleotides. RefSeq lists its product as uncharacterized. Gene Ontology annotation, biological process: nuclear migration along microtubule. Lineage: Eukaryota; Metazoa; Arthropoda; Insecta; Hemiptera; Adelgidae. The transcript has 8 exons. The record is from RefSeq and is a predicted model, not a curated record. Gene Ontology annotation, molecular function: actin filament binding; lamin binding. The coding region runs from base 174 to 1736 and encodes 520 amino acids. Gene Ontology annotation, cellular component: nuclear membrane.